AUGUGGAGAUUUAGGAACGUUGUGAGACUCUCCACUUGUUUCAAAUUUCGAAACCGCUGCAUUUGCGCACCCAAAUUUCCUAGUUUCCAGCAAAAUGAGGAAAAACGGGGCUUCAACCACCCUAAGACAGAUUCUUUGGCGUUUUUAGGGUUCACAGGACUUGUCAUUGCUUCCUGUGAUAACCGAACGCAAAGUAACAAGAGAUUAUUUCGGGCUGCCCAGUAUGGCGUUGUAGAAGAAUUAAAAACUCUUAUUAAAAAUAAAGCUAAUUUAAACGCACGCCACGAGCUGGGCUGGACCCCUUUAAUGGUGGCCGCAGUCAACAAUCAAUAUGAAGCGGUUAAAGCACUUCUAGAAGCGGGGGCAGAGCCCAAUUUGGGUGAAGAAUUUAUCAGUGCUAAGCGGACGGCUAAGGAAAAGGGGCUGCACCCAAUCGAAGUUCUCAUGACUCGGGAGGAAGAAUUUUCAAAUAGUUUAAACGCCAAAGUGUCAUUUAGGGGUUUUACAGCAUUGCAUUACGCCGUCUUGAUUAAUAAUUUGAGUAUUGUUAAGCUUCUAAUAGAUCAGGGGGCUGACCCUACUAUCGAAAACGAAGCCGGGCAUACCCCCCUUGCAUAUGCUGUUGAAGGUGAUUUGAAAAACUACUUGCAAGAAAAAACCUCAAAGUUUGAAGAAAUCAAAAAGCAAAACGAAUUGGAAGAGCGCCGAAGGUUUCCGCUGGAGGAAAGACUCAAAACACGCAUAGUUGGCCAAGAAGGCGCAAUCACAAUAGUUUCUGCAACCAUUCGUAGGAAGGAGAACGGUUGGGGCGAUGACGAGCAUCCUUUGGUGUUUUUAUUUUUGGGCUCUUCCGGGAUAGGCAAGACUGAGUUGGCCAAACAGUUGGCUGCGUACAUUCACAAGGAGAAGCCCCAAGCUUUCAUCAGAUUGGACAUGUCCGAGUAUCAGGAAAAACACGAAGUUGCUAAGCUGAUUGGGGCACCUCCGGGUUAUAUCGGACAUGACGAAGGGGGCCAAUUGACCUCGCGUCUAAAACAGUGUCCAAACGCUGUUGUUUUGUUUGAUGAAGUGGACAAAGCCCACCCUGACGUCCUUACAGUUCUUCUUCAAUUGUUUGACGAGGGGCGACUUACAGACGGUCAUGGUAAAACAAUCGAGUGUAAGAAUGCGAUUUUCAUCAUGACUUCGAAUUUGGCCAGCGACGAAAUAGCACAGCAUGGCUUGAAGUUACGGCAGGAAAUUGAAAAUUUGCGGGCCAACAGAUUGAGUAACACAACAGAUGAAGAAAUUUCCGAUAAUAUAACCAUCUCCCGGAAAUUCAAGGACGAGGUCGUCAAGCCCAUCCUGAAGCGGCACUUUAAACGCGACGAGUUUUUGGGGAGAAUCAACGAAAUCGUCUAUUUUUUACCCUUUUCCAGGACCGAAUUAUUGCAGCUUGUUAGUCGGGAAAUGUCAGUGUGGGCACAGCGAGCGAAAGAUAAGCACAAGAUCGAUUUAAAUUGGGAUCGAAGUGUGGAGUCGGCUCUUGCCGACGGUUACGAUGUCCACUACGGUGCUAGGUCAAUAAAAUAUGAAGUGGAGAGACGCGUUGUUAAUCAGUUGGCUGCGGCUCACGAAAGUGGCUUUAUUGGGAAAGGAAGUGUGGUUCAGGUUACCACAGUGUGGCAUGAAAAAACCCUAAGUCCGGAGAUUAAGUUGAGGGUGAAGAGUAAAGGAGCCAAGGGUUUUGUUGAUGUGGAAAAUAAUAAAUUGCCAGUUAGAAAUGUUAAUUCUGUUUUUUAACAUUUGUAGAGCUGUAUUUAUGUAAAUAAACGUUGUUUAGAAA
Tribolium castaneum (red flour beetle) is the source of this 1825-nucleotide messenger RNA. RefSeq names its product mitochondrial disaggregase. Gene Ontology annotation, cellular component: cytoplasm; mitochondrion. NCBI's taxonomy places the organism in Eukaryota, Metazoa, Arthropoda, Insecta, Coleoptera, Tenebrionidae. The record is from RefSeq and is a predicted model, not a curated record. Gene Ontology annotation, molecular function: ATP binding; protein binding; ATP hydrolysis activity. The transcript has 6 exons. Bases 1 to 1782 code for a protein of 593 amino acids. Gene Ontology annotation, biological process: cellular response to heat.